This is a messenger RNA of Prunus armeniaca (apricot), 1185 nucleotides long. Lineage: Eukaryota; Viridiplantae; Streptophyta; Magnoliopsida; Rosales; Rosaceae. The record is from the annotation of a GenBank genome assembly.
AUGGUGGAGCCGGUGACGCCCGACUGCGACGAGGAACGCUCGCUCCUGCAAGAGUCGAGCAAUGUUGACGGGUCAUGGCGGUUGAACUUCGACGGUUUCCAGGUAUCCUCUGAGCACAAGGAGAAAAGGCCUCCCCGUGCCCUCCAUGACUGCCUUGGGGUUCUAGGCCCGGAAGAUAAUGUGGCAGAGUACUACCAACAACAGGUAGAAAUGCUUGAGGGCUUUACCGAGAUGGAUGCCUUAGCAGAGCGUGGUUUUAUUCCUGGAAUGUCAAAGGAAGAGCAGGAAAAGUUGGCAAACAGUGAGACAUUUGCCAUCAGAAUAUCAAAUGUUGCAAACAUGGUUCUUUUUGCAGCUAAAGUUUAUGCAUCUCUCAGAAGUGGUUCAUUAGCCAUCAUCGCAUCCACAUUAGACUCAUUGCUCGAUCUUUUGUCUGGCUUCAUCCUGUGGUUUACUGCAUUCUCCAUGCAAACCCCUAACCCAUAUCAGUACCCUAUUGGGAAGAAACGCAUGCAGCCAUUGGGAAUCCUUGUUUUUGCCUCUGUCAUGGCAACCCUGGGACUGCAGAUCAUCCUAGAGUCAAUUCGCACACUAGUUUCUGAUGAGGAUGAGUUCAGCUUGACCAAAGAUCAAGAGCGAUGGGUCGUGGGCAUUAUGCUCUCAGUGACUUUGGUUAAAUUGCUUCUGAUGCUUUAUUGCCGCACUUUCAAGAACGAAAUUGUUAAAGCCUAUGCCCAGGAUCACUUCUUUGAUGUUAUAACUAACAUCAUUGGUCUCGUUGCUGUACUCCUUGCUAAUUAUUUUGAUGAUUGGAUGGACCCUGUUGGAGCUAUCAUUCUGGCCUUGUACACCAUUCGCACCUGGUCCUUGACGGUUUUGGAAAAUGUGAAUUCCCUAGUUGGAAAAUCAGCUGCUCCAGAAUAUCUACAAAAACUGACAUACCUUUGUUGGAACCAUCACAAGGCGGUACGGCAUAUAGAUACUGUGCGGGCUUACACCUUUGGCUCUCACUACUUUGUUGAGGUUGACAUUGUCCUGCCAGCAGACAUGCCCUUGCAAGUGGCGCAUGACAUAGGAGAAACACUGCAGGAGAAGCUCGAGCUCUUGCCCGAAAUCGAGCGUGCCUUUGUUCAUCUAGAUUAUGAGUUCAGUCACAAGCCCGAGCACGCACAGUCACAUUCAUAA